UCAUGAUUUUGAAACGUAUGAAAAUAAAAUUUGUUUGAUUAUUUUUCUAUUUGUAGUUCAAUUUUUGAAAAACUUUGGCAUUAUAUUCAAGGUAAUGAAUAGUUAUGAUUUAAAUUUUAAUAGUUAGAUUGAUAUAAAAUGUAUUUUGCAUAAUCGAUUGAAUAGUGUAAGAUUGUUUUGCUUGUACUAGUGUAAACCAAUCCUAUUAUAAGAGUCUCUCUUUUAAGCCGCUCAAAUUUUUAUUAAAUAUUUCUAUUUUUUCCUUUCAAUUUCGGUACUAUAAGUAUCUUUUAUGCUUAUGAAAUGUUUGUUGUUUAUAUAUCAAUGACUCUCCUUUACCUUUUUAUUAUUAGAAGCUGGUGGUUAAUAGCGCAACAAACCCUUUUCUGUUCUUUAGGAAAACGUAAAUAUUCUACUUGGUGUCUAUUCAUAGGUUCUCUGUAGUGUAACUAAUGUUCAGCUGCUCAAGUUCCACCCCUUCCCUUUUUUAUUGCAAGUCUAUUUUUUAUGUUUGAGAAAUUGUUCAUUCAGUAUGAAUUUCCUUUACCUUUAUAAUAUAGAAGCUGCAGAUUUGUUGCAGAAUUUUUCCUUGGAUUCCGAGUCCAAGACUGUUCGAGUUCCUGAGCCUGUAAAGAAGAAUGGACAUGGUCCAGCAAAUUGGGUGAACAAGCCAUUUAAUCCUAAUGUGUGCUUCAUUCCAAAUGGAUACCCUUCUACUGCAUACUAUUAUGGAGGUGAGGUUAUGAUAUGCAAGGUGAUUGGAAUAUUUAUUCCACUAUGAACCUUAAUGGAGGGAUGACACAAGGUGUUUUGGGAGACAGCUGCUCUUAUAUGUACCACCAAGGAUAUGGUUAUACACCAUAUGGACCAUCUGCACAGCAUGAUGAUAAACCCUACGGGCUGCAACAGUACCUGUACCCUAGUUCUUAUUACCAAUCCCCAGCUUCUACUGAUGGGUUAUUUGCUGCUAACAAAAUCAAUGCUCAACAAGGGAAAAUAUCAACUGCAGUCAGUGCUGAUCAUAUCCCUUCAUUAACUGUUAUUAAUAAAGGAAGCACCAAUGGUGUGGUUAAUGAAGAUUCUACAAACCACAAUGGGUCAAAGAAAUUUUUAUUAAGUUCCCAGCACUUGUUGAAUUCAAACGAUACAUAUCAAAGGGUUGGUUUUCCUGUAUAUGCUCCUUUGUCAGGAUAUCAAGAUCCAAGAGUAGGUCCUCAUGGGACUCAACCAACAUUACCUUCAAAUCCCUUAUUAUUUUCUGAUAAGCAGUCCAAUCAUGGAGCAAAAAUUGGAUUAUCUUCACCAGCUGUGCCUGAAAAUGACUUUUCCUCUCAAAGGAAUGCAACUAUUCCUCAGCUAUUUCCACAAUCCAUGGUAUAUUUGAACUUGCAUAGUUCCUUACAUUCAUCUGGAUUUAUUAAUGGGAUGUACCCAAGCAACACAAUGCACAGCCAAUUUGGAAACGCAUACAGAGCUAGUUCUCAUUUUGAACCUGCUCCAUAUGGAUGUAGAAUAGGUUCUGUUAAUAACAAGCUUAAAGCCACAAGUGACAGCCGUGUUGUUGAUCAUGUCAAAAAAAAUAUGGAAGGCUUUGAUGAGCUGAAUAAGGGACCAAGAGCUGGCAAUAGUUCUGAUGAUAAAAGUGUCUUACUCAAGGAACAGAAUCUUCCAACCGAGAGUGAAAAUAAAGUACCUCUGGUUCCCAUUACAGAACAGUACAAUGGGCAAGGUUUUUCUGAGAAUUAUUCUGAUGCAAAAAUUUUCAUCAUCAAAUCUUAUAGUGAGGAUGACAUUCAUAAAAGCAUAAAAUAUUGUGUUUGGGCAAGCACCCUUAAUGGCAACAAAAAGCUGGAUGCAGCAUAUCAGGAAGCCAAAGAGAAGCCUGGUGACUGUCCUGUAUUUUUGCUAUUUUCGGUCAAUACUAGUGGGCAAUUUGUUGGUUUAGCCGAGAUGGUGAGCCCAGUAGAUUUUGGUAGAACAGUAGAGUAUUGGCAGCAGGACAGGUGGACUGGUUGCUUUUCUGUGAAGUGGCAUAUCAUAAAAGACAUUCCAAACAGUGUGUUGAGGCACAUAACUCUAGAAAACAAUGAAAACAAACCUGUUACAAACAGUAGGGACACUCAGGAGGUUAAGUUUGAGAAGGGUAUUCAAAUACUCAAAAUUUUCAAGGAGCAUUCAAGCAAAACCUGCAUCCUGGAUGAUUUUGGGUUUUAUGAGGCUCGUGAAAAGAUGAUUCAGGAAAGAAAAUCCAAGGAACACCAGUUCUCAAAACAAGUUAGCCAUUCCAAUGAUUUAACAACAAAUGGAACAUUGAUUAAUGAAACAGCUACUACAGAUGCAGCUGGAGAAAGGGAGAAGCUAGUAGAAGUGAAUGGAUCAACUCCAGCAUCUGAAGACUUUCCUAAAAGCUGCUAAACCAGUGACGGUGCAUGGUUAAAGUGUGGUUUCCAGUAUCCCCCCCUUUCCCCCACUUUUUAAUUAUUUUUCUUGCAUUCCUUGAGUAUGUAGUAAGUUUUGGUGUUUUCCUAUUCCAAGUAAAUCAGUUUAGCUUUUUCUUAGUUAUUCAAAUAACAUAGUGCUAUUGAUAUUUUAAUAGAUAUAAGUAAUGUAGGAAAAUAGUAGUUGAUGCAGAUAUCAUGGAUGUAGCCAUAUUGCAUGCCUUUUUUUAUUUUGAAGAAACGUAAGUCAUAAGGUGAAAAAUUAUCUAUAUUAGACAUGUUUUUGCUCCUUGAUUCCUUGUUAUCUUUAUACAAAGCUAAACCGGAGACAAAGCCGAUAAAGUAAACGGAAAUGGCUAUUUUUACAGGUGUAUCAUGAUUCAGAUAUAUGGAUUCAUCUUGCUAUGUAACCUAUGUUUAUAACAAUUGAAUGACUUGAUUCACAUUUUUCCUUUUUUCCGUCUUUUAGAACUUUGGCUUUCUUUCAUAGGGAAAAGGGACGAUGGGUUAAUCUUUCUAGUUGUUAAUCUCAGCCAUAUCUCUGAAUAUUAGUUAUAAAGGAUAAAAUCUCUCUUAAUCACACAAUGAUCGGGACCAACGAUCUUCUCAAUUGUUUGAUGCUCAAGCAUCCUACUACUAUAAGGAGCAUUUAGCUGCCACUCUUGUAGCCACUUGCAACCUCCACCCUAGACCAGAUACCCUCAAACCUCGAAUAUUGGAUAGAAGAACAUUAAUGAUAUUCAAACCUUUAAUCUUGAACUGUUACAUUAAUGCUAUUUGAAAAAUCAUACGCCUGAAUCAUUUACUUAUCGGUAGAUUUUUGGUUAUUCUCUGGUAUGAAAAUAAGGUCAUAGGUUCAAAUAUUCGUCAUCAUCAUUGUAAAACAAGGGGAUUAAAACAUUAAACUACAAUAUUAGUUGACCCUCUAUCAAAACCUUUAAUUAUAUUUGGAUGUUUUAAUGAUUGUUUCGCUAUUCAUGUUUAAAUUUUAAAUUUAAUUUAGUUCAAUAUAAAAUACAUUGCUUCAAAGCUCAAUCAAUAAUUAAUAUUAUCCACUGUGAAUACCAAUUUAAAAAAAAAUUAAAGUUCUAGUUUUUUUUUAUUGUUAUAUUACAAAAGCAUAAAAGAAACAAUUUUGUUUUAAGAAUAACAAAAUUGGUCUUAAUAAAUGCAAUAAAAUCAUAUUUGACUUUUCAAAAUGAAAAUAAAAUAUUGCAAGAAAAAUAAAUAAAAUAAUAAUAAUACUCACUUUAUUCAUAAGAAAGGAAGUACUUCAAAAAUUUUGUUUGUUUCUAGAUGGGGGAGGAGCAUACA
Messenger RNA from Abrus precatorius (Indian licorice), 3752 nucleotides. Its product is annotated as YTH domain-containing protein ECT1-like. Bases 748 to 2415 code for a protein of 555 amino acids. Gene Ontology annotation, biological process: mRNA destabilization. The record is from RefSeq and is a predicted model, not a curated record. The transcript has 8 exons. NCBI's taxonomy places the organism in Eukaryota, Viridiplantae, Streptophyta, Magnoliopsida, Fabales, Fabaceae. Gene Ontology annotation, cellular component: cytoplasm. Gene Ontology annotation, molecular function: mRNA binding.